Salarias fasciatus (jewelled blenny) is the source of this 3677-nucleotide messenger RNA. RefSeq names its product RAB22A, member RAS oncogene family (gene rab22a). NCBI's taxonomy places the organism in Eukaryota, Metazoa, Chordata, Actinopteri, Blenniiformes, Blenniidae. The transcript has 7 exons. Gene Ontology annotation, molecular function: GTPase activity; GTP binding. The coding region runs from base 310 to 894 and encodes 194 amino acids. The record is from RefSeq and is a predicted model, not a curated record.
CACGCAGCGUAAUUCAAGAUGGAGACCGAGCGAUGUGGUGGCUUCCCUGUUUGCUAGCUAGCUGUGUACAAUCAUCACAAAAUGGCUUAAAUGACCAACUCGCGGACGUUUCGCCGCUCGCAGAGAGACUCGUCGCCACAUCUGACAUGCGCUGCCGUCAACACUGGACCACGAUGACAGCGACCUGUCUGUAAACAGAGACCACCUGAGGAGCCGAGGGGGUAUUUACACAGGAGGCAGAAGAAGCCCAGAAGAGAGAAAACUGUCAAUGAUCGUCAACACAGAGUGGAUUCGAUCGAGGAGACCGACAUGGCCCUGAGAGAGUUGAAAGUGUGUCUGCUGGGGGAAACUGGUGUUGGAAAGUCGAGUAUUGUUUGGAGGUUUGUGGAGGACAGCUUUGACCCAAAUAUCAAUCCAACCAUUGGAGCAUCUUUUAUGACCAAGACAGUGCAAUACCAGAACGAACUGCACAAGUUUCUGAUCUGGGACACAGCGGGACAGGAGCGGUUUCGUGCUCUGGCCCCGAUGUACUACAGAGGCUCGGCGGCGGCCAUCAUUGUUUAUGACAUCACAAAAGAGGAUUCCUUCCAAACAUUGAAGAACUGGGUGAAAGAACUGCGACAGCACGGCCCUCCCAACAUCGUGGUCGCCAUCGCUGGCAACAAAUGCGACCUGUCAGACGCCAGGGAAGUGCCAGAAAAAGAUGCCAAGGACUAUGCUGACUCCAUCCAUGCCAUCUUUGUAGAAACCAGCGCCAAGAAUGCCAUUAACAUCAACGAGGUGUUUAUAGAGAUAAGUAAGCGGAUCCCCGUUGCAGACGCAGCAGGAGCAUCUCCAGGAAAAGCCUUCAAACUGGGACGGCAGGCCUCAGAGUCUCGCAGGACGUGCUGCUGAUGACGCCGUGACCUUUGCCCGCGUCUCCCGAGUUUCUGACUCCUUUUCCACCCGAAGCCCCCAAACUCCAGGCGGCCGCCCUCCGCCGCCGCAGUGCCACCGCGGCGGCCGUAGCAAACACAAUUUUACGGCACUCGGCUUAAACAAAAUCCUCAUGUUUUGCCCGAACGUUACAGACCGUGGAAAGAUUUCAGGUCGGCUGGGUAUCGAUAGAACGCGCUUCACACACCGGUGAGAGAAAAGUGCAAUUUUCCUGACUUCAGUAUUGGACGUCAGCCCUGGUCUGUUUAUAAUAAAGUAAUAGCUUGGGCAACUUAAUGGAUUCAGACAUCACUUGAACGUGUAAAUGUGUACAAUUGUGCAAUCUUUCAACUAAAACUCACCAAAUUAUUUUGAUAGUGUUUGAGUUAUUGCCUUUUUUGGGGUGAUCUCACUGCAAAAUCUCUCAGCUCCACGAAGAAUACAUUUAUUUUGUUUAUUCUAAUUUAUACAAGAUUUUGAAGUGACUGAUCCCUCGUGGCUCUCUUCAUUAUAUUCUCAUCACAUUCUGUUACAUUUCCAUUCAAACUCGAGAUUGGUGCUAAAUUUACUGUGUAAUUGUUGUGUUUGGAUGUAAUCACACAGUAAAUGAAGCAGAUAUGAGAGGUGAGUGGGAGCCUGCUUCCUUUACACUGAUAGGAAGAGCUCACCAUUUAGAAAAAUGGAAAGCGCUCGAUGCCUUUACGGUAAAUGUGAGGCUGAAGCCAAGACGUGGUUAUUUUAACACGGACUGAUUGAGAGUUGUAUCUUUUGUUCUGUCAUUCCUCCAAGUCUGUGCCAGAAAGAGAAUGAGCAAAUCUCCCACAGAGAUCUUGUACUUUAAUUGCAAUUGUUAUUUUUCUCUCUUUUUUUUUGGCUUGUAAAGAUAUUUUGAUUGCCUGUUAAUCCUGAGAAUGAUAAGAAAUCUAAAUCUAACCUCUGUGAUCAGAGCAGCCUUACAGUCAACAUCCCCCUACUGAUGACUUUUUAAUCAGAAUUUAAAAGAGUGUCUGUUGAUUAAUUUGAGAUAACGGGUCCAGCUGCUCACAUCUGUUCCACAUUUCCCUCCUGUGAGCUCUGAAGAGGCAUGAGCAGAGUCGUGUCCAUGAAGUGUCCCAUAAAAGCACUCGGUGUGGAGAAUCCUGCCAGGCUCCCAAUGUUACCUUCUCUCUCUUUUUUUUUUUUUUUGUUUCUCAUCUCAUUUCGGUGGUUUCAGCGGUGAGCCCGCCUGUCUUACGUCCUCUGCGGGUACUUUACGGCCGUUUAACAGGGGAAGCAGAUUUUUGUGAGGUCCGGCCAAAUUCUUUUAAUUGUCCAAUAAACAUUUUUUUGAUUUUUUUUUUCACAUAAUCAGCAGCAGUGCACACAUUCGGCAUCGCUUUGCUACUUGGCCUGCGAUUAAAAACAAGGAGCUCUGGAAACUCAUCCAGAGGAAACUCGUAUUUUAGAGAUCAAAUCCCCGUCAACUCAAAGUUGUAGGUGGAGAAUCCGACGUGGCCCCGUGUCAGUGCAGCGACCUCCUGUUGAACCUUGGCCUCCGUUCUGCUCUGAAAUUACUGUAUGAGCCGUGCUCCAAAAAUCCGCUUUUUGGUUUUCCUUCGCUCCACUUUCUUUGCCUCUUUCUCCUGAAUCCCAGGCUCUGACAGUGAGGCGAGCCUUUAAUUGUGGAGCAGGACCUAAUGGCUUUCACAGAUUUACAUCAUUAUUGCUCUGUGAUCUUUAUGGUAUAUUACAGCCGUUUCAGUUCCUUCUCAUAUAGACCUGGUGGCACUUCAAUUCUGCAGUCCUUUGGACCCUCAAACCCGCUUUUCUGAUUCUGAAAACAAGAUGCAGAUGUUGGAGAAUCUUGAAUCUAGAUCUUAUUGGUGAGUUGCAGUGCUUUUUUCAGUAUCUUCCUGUGGAGUGCAAUAGUUCCUAUUAACUGUGUGAUGACAGUAUUUCAACUGAGCAGAAGCCAAACACAUCCCUUGACUAUUUAGAGGAAAGAUCCAAAUCCACUCUGAUGCCGAUCGUUCACACAGCGCUGCAUCAUUAGGCCAGCUCAAGCCUGCAUUUACCACAGCUUCAGCGGUUUUGUUAAAAAGGGAAAUCGCACUGCUCCUUUGGAAGCCGCUCUCUCGACUGCUGGCAUUAAUUGGCCCACAUUGCAAACACUCUGCAGCCUGUCAUUAUCCCUGUGAAUUUGCUCAAUGAAAUAACCCUGUGAGGUGUCAGACCUCCUAAUAUCCUGUGCUUUUUUUUUUUUUUUUGCAGGUUUUAAUUCACUUCUUAUUGCUUAUUGAAGUUGUUGCCAAAUGAGGCUGAAGCCGUUCGCACAUCAUUAACAUUUUUUUUUGUUUUUGUUUUUGGUGUGAUUUCAUGAUUUAAAGUGCAAAUCCCUUAAGACACUUAAAAAUGGCAAAUCAAUAUGGACAAUACUCGUGUUACUUUUUCUUAUUUGUAAACAAAAGGCAUGAAUAAAAAAAAUAAGACUUGUCAGUAGUUUUUCAUUGAAAAAUGUCAUUAGUCUUGGGCUGGCCCUGGGAAUGUGAUUAAUCUAUAUUAUGUAUCUUAUACAUUGUAGAUAGAUGCCAUCAGAUUGCACAUGAAUCAAUGACUAUAUUCUAUUCUAAGCCACUUGUGUGGACGCACUAUACCUGUACACCGUUUGCAGUAAAACCAUCAGCAGUGUAGUUACCAUAUUUAGCAUUUUACUAUGUUUCAUAUUGAUUGUAACAGAAUUCCUGAGAGCACUUCUUUGCAUUGUAUUUCAAAAUGUGUAAAAA